GACAAACCCUGGAAACUUCCAAGGGUCAAAGCUCCCAAUGCGCGCGGCAGCGGCAACCCACGAUUCCAGGGUCCUGCCUUGUGCCCAACGUCAGUUUUUAAAACUGUGUCCAUUCACUAGCUCCGAGAGCUCUUGCCUUGCAGAUGUUUUCAUCUACUCUUCGCCGCAGCUUCACCACUAAAACAACAACCAAACCACAAAUCUUCAAAUCCUCUUUCUCCCACACAGCUUUCAGAAUGGGUGUCACCAAGGAGAUCAUCAGCCCAGGCGAUGGCGUCACCAAGGCAAAGGCUGGCGACAACAUCAGCAUGGAGUACACUGGCAAGCUCACAGAUGGCACGCAAUUCGACUCCUCCGUCGGCCGCGGCGACUUCGAUGUCAGAAUCGGCACUGGCCAGGUCAUCAAGGGCUGGGACGAGGGCAUCCUCGAGACUGAUGGAGGCAUGACUCUCGGCGAGAAGGCUAAGCUCACCAUCACUGGUGACUAUGCCUAUGGCUCUCGCGGUUUCCCGGGUCUUAUCCCACCAAAUGCUACUUUGGUCUUUGACGUGCAGCUCAAGGCUAUCAACGGCAAGAAGGCCUAGAUGAUGUUGAAGCAUUCUGCAUCUGCAGUUGGGUUCCGGCCAAAUGAGUCCGAACUCACGACCUGAUGAUGUGCAUCUCGGUGCUGGAUGACCAAUCUGGUCCACAUCAAGCACACGAUGAAAUGCUUCAGGUUGCAUGAUAGAUCAUGGAAAACAACAAAUGAAAAUACAAAUCAAAGGCUACCACGAUCACACGCGAACAUUCUCACU
Molecule: messenger RNA, 794 nt
Organism: Cercospora beticola
Lineage: Eukaryota; Fungi; Ascomycota; Dothideomycetes; Mycosphaerellales; Mycosphaerellaceae
Gene: FKH1
Product: FKBP-type peptidyl-prolyl cis-trans isomerase
Biological process (GO): protein peptidyl-prolyl isomerization
Cellular component (GO): cytoplasm
Molecular function (GO): peptidyl-prolyl cis-trans isomerase activity
Source: RefSeq, a predicted model, not a curated record